AUGCACUUAUAUCAUCUCUUUCUGACUCUCGGUAUUCUUGUCUGCCUGGGCAGCUGCUUCGCUCCUCAAGCCCUCGAUCAGCCUGCCUCACCCCAGGAGGAAUCGAAGGAUGUCCAGCUUCAGUUUCGGGAUGUCUCUCAAAACCUCGACUACAGGUGUGGCCCGCGAUGGGGUAAAUGUCCCGGCGGCACCUGCUGCUCGUCCGCAGGCUUUUGCGGUUCGACCAAGGCGCACUGCAGGUCCCCGGAUUGCAUGAUCGAUUACGGAAUGUGUGAUGCCCAUCGAUUGCCCAAAGGUCCGCCUACCAGAGAUAUCCCACGACCUCUCAUCGGCAAAGUCCCAUACGGACCCCAAGAAAUCCGCACCUGCACUGAACCUGGAACAGUUGCAUUGACCUUCGAUGACGGCCCAACUAGGUACACUGGUGACCUCCUUGACCUGCUCGACAAAUACGAAGCACCGGCCACUUUCUUCAUUACCGGCGUCAACAAUGGCAAAGGUCAAAUCGAUGACAUGGCACUCCCCUGGGCCCCGUUGAUCGAGCGCAUGAUGCUCAGUGGUCACCAAAUCGGCAGUCAUACGUGGUCUCAUGAGGAUCUUAGCAAGGUUACACCCGUACAGCGGACCGAACAGCUGGAGAAGAACGAAGCGGCGUUGCGAAAUAUCAUCGGAAGUUUUCCGACGUACAUGCGUCCUCCUUACUCCAGCUGCGUUGCUCACUCGGGCUGUCGUGAAGAUCUGGGAAAGAUGGGCUAUCACAUCGUUCUUUAUGACAUUGAUACCGAUGACUACAAAAAUGACGACCCCGGCCUGAUCCAGCACUCCAAGGAUAUCUUUGACAAGGCACUCUCUUUCGGUGAUGCUCUUACCAAAUCCUGGCUCGUCAUUGGACACGACGCCCACGAGCAAACCGUCCACAACCUUACCGAACACAUGUUGCAGACAAUUAGGAGACUUGGAUAUCGCCCUGUCACUGUGGGUGACUGUCUGGGUGACCCACGCGAGAAUUGGUACCGCAAGGAUAGCCGGUGGCCAGGUCACGCGGGCAAAAAGAAGCCCAAGAAGGGACCUAAGAAGUCCCAGCCUACACAGCAAGUCUCAGUCGAUGGAACAUGCGGAGCAAACUACACCUGUCUUGGUUCUCCUUUCGGAUUGUGCUGUGGCAGCUUUCAUACUUGUGGGAACACCACCUUGCAUUGCGGCGCUGGUUGCCUCAAGGACGCUGGAUAUUGCACUAUCGAAGCCCCGCGGAAUGGCGACGCGUGGGAUCCCAGUUUUCCUAGUCGAAGUGGAAAAUCAGAGGCAGACUCGGAUCUUCGAAAUGUUGGCACUGCUGCUGUGACAUCUCUCCUCCUGGCUUUGAUUGCUGCCAUGUGGAUGUGA
Messenger RNA from Penicillium argentinense, 1383 nucleotides. Its product is annotated as chitin deacetylase CDA6. Gene Ontology annotation, biological process: carbohydrate metabolic process. Gene Ontology annotation, molecular function: chitin binding; hydrolase activity, acting on carbon-nitrogen (but not peptide) bonds. Bases 1 to 1383 code for a protein of 460 amino acids. The transcript is spliced from 2 exons. NCBI's taxonomy places the organism in Eukaryota, Fungi, Ascomycota, Eurotiomycetes, Eurotiales, Aspergillaceae. The record is from RefSeq and is a predicted model, not a curated record.